Messenger RNA from Penicillium waksmanii, 1494 nucleotides. RefSeq lists its product as uncharacterized. The record is from RefSeq and is a predicted model, not a curated record. The transcript has a single exon. NCBI's taxonomy places the organism in Eukaryota, Fungi, Ascomycota, Eurotiomycetes, Eurotiales, Aspergillaceae. The coding region runs from base 1 to 1494 and encodes 497 amino acids.
AUGCCACGCCCAGCUCCCAAACGAAAUCGCUUAACCAAACCCAAAGCCACCAAGGCAAAUGCGCCCAAGCCCGACCAAAAUGAAACAACCGCAAAAUCACCCCCCGCCGAGCGGCGCGCGCCUUCAGUCGACCCGCGACAAACACCUCUAGCAAAGAAUCAUGACCACGCGAUCGAGUCAUCUCCCACCGGCGACCGGCCAGGAACAGGCAGUCGACCGGGAACAGCGAGUCGACCUCCCACCAGAUCGCGCGGUUACUCCUCGACCAUGUCCGUGGCUGGGCGCAAAGGGGAGACGAAUGCGAAUGCGAAUUCCAGAAUCCCCGGUACACCUAGCUUCGACACGUCAAUGCUGAGCAAUUUUCGACGACGACCGCGCCAACAGAGUAUUUUGCAGAUGGUGCAGGCGGAGGAUGGGUCUUCGGAAUUGGACGAUGAUGAUUUUCUGGGUGGAUUGAGUCCACAGGAUGAAUCGACGCCUUUGAAUCGCCCUCGUGGUAAAUCAUUACUGGUGAAACCAGAUGAGCAAGAGGAAUCACCAUCGGGUUCGCAGUCGCCUUCACCUUCACCGUCUCAAUCUCUCCCGUCCUCCGACUCCGCCGGCUCGCGCAAGCGUAAACGCUUCGCGAAAAUUGAAGUACAAAUACAAGUGCCACGGUCAUCGGCUCCAAAAGCAAGCCAGAUCGAGGACGAAGAGAUCAAUCAAAUCGACGAUACACCGAGUGCUACGCCAAUCCCACGCAAUACCUACCCAGAAGAGUCCCAGCGAGAAGGAGAAACACCCCAACCUCCACGGUUCUCUGAUAUAUUAAGUCAAACUUUCCUACCGCCUGCCAGUAGUCCUGCAAGCACUGCUGCUACGGCCCCGCGUUCACCAUUGGUCGUUCCUCAGGUCUCGGGUAAACGACGACCCAAGGAUUCCGCGCAUAUGUCCACAGCCGCGCUACAAAACAAACUACUUCCACGGCGAAGGUUACGUCGUCUGAGACAGCGAGAUGCUGGAGAACAACAUGACGGGUCUAGUGACGAUAGCGACGACGGUAGUACGCACGAUGCCGCAUCGGGUGACGACGACGAGCUCAGUCGUCCCACUUCCUCAAGGAGGUCUCGGUCUCAAUCGCGAGGAGCUUCGGCUCCAGCUAAGCCUAGGCCUCUACGGAAUUCCCAUGAUAAGUCCAAGCUCAACAAUCCGAAGCAGAGAAAGCCUAGAGGCAAAAAGGCGGCAGCAGCGGCGCCAGAAGAAGAACCCGCGACGACGACUUACUCGCGCUCAAGGGGAGAAGGGGGAGUUGAUAAGGAGAAUGAAUUUCAACUAUCGCGAUCAGGGUCCCCCUUGUCUUCUGUACCUGACUCGGAUGCCGAGUCUAAUACGGGAGCAGGAAACAGAACACCUCGUCGCUUUACAAGUGCCGAGUUGCGCGCCGCAACGUUGAAAUUUGCAGAGAUCGAUCAAUGGGAAAUGGAGUUUGAGGAUGUGUCCGGUUCGGAGAUUUAA